GGUGUGUGGAAUCCCUCUCAGCUUCCCAGUCAUGAGCCUGUCAAAUGUGGUCUUAUCGGCCCUCUUUUCGAUUGUCACCUCAGUGGCUGUAUGCUACCUGUUCAUUUUCCCCUACCUGCUGGGGGUGAAUACCUUCCCGAGCCCCGGGCGCCUGCUGCGCUUCUUGUUCUCUUCCUCCCGGAGUCCGGCCGGCGGCGCGUCGGACGGGUCCCCCGGGCGCGGAGAGGGCCCCGAUGACCUGGAGCUUGGGGCCUGUGAUCCCGGAUCGCCGGCCGAUCUGUCGCCUCUGCAUUGCACGCUGGCGGGAGCCGGGGCCGGUGAUGCGGGUGACCUGCUGAUUGGUGGCCCAGCCGGCCUGCCUGGCGGUCUGGCCAGUGGCUGGUGGACGGCCACCGUGUCCUUCCCGCUGUGGUCGAUCUUGUCCAUCGGCGGGCUGAUCCUCGGCCUGCUCUGGCUGUCGGUGACCGUCACUCGGUUCCUCAUGCGACGCAUCUACAGCAAGACGUCGCGCGCGCGCCAGGCUCGGGCCGCAGCGCACCAAGCUCCUGUUGGCUCGGAUGGGCUCCUGUACCCGGGCGAUGGCGGAGCCUAUGCCGGAAAUAAGGUCCCCCAGGAGCUGGCCACUUUCCUGAAGUCCAUCCAAGUUCUCGGGUAUGUAGAUGAUGCCAUUGUCCUGGAGCUGGUCAAGCACACUUCCACCAAGAAGCUGCGCAAGGGGGAUCUCCUUCUGCGAGCGGGCGAGCUGGAUUCCGCCAUGUUCGUGGUGACCUCCGGCCGCAUCCACAUCCACAUUGUCGAUGGCGGGACCGCAGACUCCAGUCCCGAGGAUGGCCUGUCAGAGGAAACCGUCAUCAAUGAGGUCGCCGCCGGAGGCAGCAUCGUGUCGCUGUACAGUGUGUUGGCUGUUCUGACCGGACAAUAUCCCCCCACCUUGCCGGUGACUGCUAUUGCCGAAGAGGACACCGAGGUAUUGCGUCUGCCGCUGGAGGCGCUGGCCUCCUUGCGGGAGAACCACAAGCGCGCCGUGCGGCACAUGUUGCAGGUGAUUGUCACGCGUUUCCAACGGGUGACCGUUCUGACGGUGAACAAUUACUUUGGCCUGUCCGGGGAGCUGGCCACGAUCGAGCGCCGCAUGUCGGAGCUGAGCGUCCGCAUGAGCCAAGAUGCGCGGGCCCUACUUGGGGCCGAUCUAUCCCGUGGCGCAAUGCCCGACCUUGCAUCAGAGCCAUCCAGUCCCGGACACACGCACGGGUCCAAUGGCGGUGUCCAUGGCGGCAGCGGCGGCAGCGGCAGCGGCAGCGGCAGCGGCAGCAGCAGGAGCAGCACCAGCACCAGCCUGUCAUCACCUCCGGCCAGUGGGGAUGCGCCCUCCUCGGCCACAUCGGCCAGCGAGCUCCAGGCCGCGGCCACCGCCAUUGCCGGGGUCCUGGGCCUCGAGGCGCUGGUUUCCCGAUCUCCGCACUCUCCCCGGCUGUCGGUGACUGAUGAGCUGGAGAUUGUAACCGCACAGCCCGGGGACCGCCUCACGGCGGCCGGGUCCCUCCGCCUGGGCUUGUAUUAUGUGAUCGAGGGGCAUCUUCGAGUGUACAUGUACGAGCCGAGCGGCGGCCGGCGGCGGCUUGUGAAUACCGCCGGCCCGGGCCGCUUGGCCGGGUUCCUGCCGAUCUUGACGAGUUUCCCCUCAUUCCUGGAGAUCGAGGCGGCCUCCGAGCCGGAUGGCAGCGGACCCAACAAGGGCACCCUCAACUCGACGGCCUCCUCGGGCGCACACUCGGCCGAGGGCGCCACGAGUGCCUCUUCGCGGCCAGUCCGAGUGGCCUUCUUCUCACGCGAGAGUUUCGAGGCCUUGAUGGACAUGCGCAAUAGCAACGCCUGGACGGCCAUUGCGCGGCACAUUCUUCACGGGGUGACGCCGCUGGUUCGUCAAAUUGACUUCGGCCUGGAGUGGCUGCACGUUGAGGCCGGGCAGGUCCUUUACCAUGAGGGGGAGGAUCCCUUUGCCCCGUGUGGUCUCGGAGGGUCCAUCUCCGGCCUGGGGGAGCGUUCUCCGGAAGGGAGCUCUCCCGGAUCAUCAAGCCCAGGCCCUGGGCUUGGCGGGGACUUGCGCGUGCCCUUCAAUGCCGGGGUGCUGUCUGCGGCGGCGGCCUUCUCCUCGGCGGCCUCCCUUCAUCGGGCGCGCCAUGGCGGGCCAAUGACACGCGAUGCUUCGCCAAGCCCCUCCGUCGCGUCGGAAAAGAGCCCCUCAGCCGCGAGUCCCGGUGGUGGCAGCACCGCCGGCGAGGCCGAGGGGCUGGGCUCCGACCGGUCCUUCUCGCGGGCACCCAAUUCGCCGACCUCCUUCUCGGACAAGUCGCUCUUUAAUUUGAGCUACUUCGCCUCGAGCCGCGAGUCACUUGGGCACACGGUUGGGAGUCCCUCCGGGGGGGACUUCCACCCCGGUGAUCCGGCCGCCGGGCCAGCGGCAUCCAGCGGCACUGGCACUGACUGUCGUGACCGGGGUGGAGUGUAUGUCGUCCUGCAUGGGCGUCUUCGGUCCCUCCAGCGUAAUGCCAUGGAUGAGUUGAUUGUCAAUGCGGAGUUUGGCCAGGGUGACGCGGUCGGCGACAUUGAGCUACUCACCGCCUCGGCCUACACCUCGACCGUGCAUGCGGUUCGCGAUUCGGAGCUGGCUCGAGUGCCGCGCAAACUCUUCGAUGCUCUCAUCCGGCAUGUCCCCCAAGUGACGAUCCACAUUUCGCGGGUGAUCGCCUCCAAGUCCAAGGAGGCCUGGCUGAACAGCCUCUCGGCGGAUGCCACUCCAAAGGUCAUUGCCUCGCGUUCGCGGAUGAAGAAUGUCAAAACCAUUGCCGUGAUCCCCUCCAACCGCGAUGUCCCAAUCGACCAGUUCAUCGAUCAGUUUUCGGCGGCCCUGUCCAACAUCGGGGCAACUCUGGUCCUGGACAGCACCAGUGUCCUGAGGGCCCUCAAAUCCAAUGCCUUCGAGCGUGUUGGGCACUUGCGUUUGCUUUCUUGGCUGGAAGAGCAGGAGGCCAAGCACACGACCAUUCUCUUCAAGGUUGACCAAUGGCAAUCUCCCUGGAUGACAUUGAGCGCCCGGCAGGCAGACUUGAUCCUGGUGGUUGCACAGGGCUCCAAUGCACAUGGGGACAUGACCGACAUCAAUCCGGCCCCGGGGAUCUUCGAGCGGGUGCUGGAAACGCGCCUGAAGCCGCGCGCUCGGCGAGAGUUGGUCCUGCUGCAUCCCGAUCGUUCCAUCCAAUCCGGCAGCACGGCUCCCUUCCUGGAUGCUCGGCCCUGGAUCCAAUUCCAUCACCAUAUCCUUCUCUGCCCUCGAAAGGUCCUCUACUCGACAACUCGGCUGUCCUCGGUUUCCUCGACCGAUGACGAUCCCUCCUUCCCGAUCGGCAGCCCGAAGAUGUCGCCUCUGGCGCCGAUCGCCCGUGCGGCCAAGAAGACCUUCUCCUCGCUCAUGCACAAAACCAUGUCCCCGCUGUCGCUGUCGACAUCGGCGCUGUUGGCUGCGCAGGCGCGCGACUUUGCCCGGCUGGCCCGACAUGUGACCGGUACAUCGGUGGGGCUGUCGCUCGGGGGCGGCGGCGCGCGUGGCCUGGCGCAUCUCGGCGUCCUCCGAGCGCUGGAGCGUGACAACAUCCCGGUGGACUUCGUGUCCGGGUCUUCGAUGGGCGCCUUCAUCGGGAGCCUCUAUGCUAGCAACCUGAAUCUGGUCGAGUCGCUGGCCCUGACGCGGAAGUUCUGCUCCCGUAUGGCCUCGGUCUGGUACCAGUUGGCCGACCUGACAUACCCCUUUGCGAGCUGGUUCUCCGGACGACAGUUCAACCGCGCCAUCCAAAAGGUCCUCGGUGAGAAGCAUGAAAUCGAGGAUCUCUGGCUGCCCUACUUCUGUGUGGCCACCAACAUCACCAAGUCCCGGAUGGAAAUCUGCCAGCGCGGGUCCGUUUGGCGGUUUGUCCGCGCGUCCAUGAGUCUCUCGGGCUAUAUGCCGCCCAUUUGCGACACCAAUGGCGACAUGCUGCUUGAUGGUGGCUACCUGAACAACCUGCCGGCCGAUGUGAUGCUCAAUCAAUUCGGCAUCAAGCGUGUAAUCGCCGUGGAUGUCGGUGCCGAUGACGAUACCAAGCCCAUGGAUUACGGCGACUCGCUGAAUGGCUGGUGGCCACUGCUGUACUGGCUGGUGGGCUGGGAGUACCGAGCUCCCUCGCUUGCAGACAUCCAAUCCAAGCUGGCCUAUGUCCAAUGCGUCACGCAAUUGGAGCGCGUGAAGCGCAUGCCCGGCUGCUUCUACCUUCGGCCACCGGUGACCACGUUCCGGACGCUGGACUUUGACAAGGUCCAGCUCAUUGUCAAGGCCGGUCGCGACUAUGGGCUUGAAAUUGUUGAACGCUGGCGCUCCGAGGGCCACUUUGCGGAAUUCCUGUCUGAACCCAGCGGCCAUGUACAUCCUGCAUUGCACACCAGCCGUGCCGGCUCGGCGACCAUCUUGUCUGGCGGCCGGCCUGGGCCGGAGAGCUUCCCCAAUAGCCCGUCCGAGUUGGGCACGCCACAGGCACACGCGAGCAUCGCCCAUCAGGCUCGCGGCCGGGCCAACGAGGGCCCACUGUCGGCGGCCGGCCGGGCCUCGCGACCGGAUCUGACCCCCGGUCACUCGAAUGCAUCCUCCCUGUCGUUGGACUUUUCUCGGCCACCCGGUGGGCCUCGGCGGCCGGCGGCCGGGACCCCGGAUCCGCUUCCCGGAACCGGCCGGCUCCGAGCCGGGGUCCUCCCCUUCGCCAACCGGCGGGUCUCCGUGUCCGGCUCACAUGCGGAUAUGUCUCCCUCCUCCGGAGCAAAGGGGCCUCGCGGGUUGGUCGCGUCUCCCGGGUCGCCGAUGGCCACGCUCGCGGCCACGGGGGGGCUUUUCGUUGGACGCACGCAUGUGUCACUGCCUCCUUCGCCGCGCUUCGAUCAGCGCGAUGCUCCGGCCAGUGGGGCCGCGCGUGAUGGGUCCCCUGCUUCCGAAGGAGUGACCCCCUCUUCCGGGACUCCGCCCGCGUUUGGGGCAUCUGGCCAGCUUGUGGUACAUGGCUCAUCGGAAAAGGGCCAUCCCGCUGGCUCGCUGGCUGAUGGCGACACGCCGCGGGAUCUCGAGGAUGGGCUUGGCAUGGGCCACGAGACCAGUGACCACGCCGGGUCCAGCGAUGCCCAUGGCCCGUGCGCAGCAUCGCCAACCGAGUCGCCGGGCGGUGCCUCGGCGGCCACCGAGUCCGUGGCCGCCGACCUGGCGGCAAUGCCGGCGGUCCAUGCGGAUGAUCCCCCGGGUGACAUUGCGACCGAUGAGGAUGGCACGCAGACCGCCCAGGGCGACGACCUGACUGCCAGUUCCCCAGGGCCUGAGCAGGACAUCCGCGGUGCCGAACCGGCCACGGGAGAGGCUGCCGAGGAGGAGUCUGUUGAGGCCGCGCUGCGCGAGGCCGCGGCCGAUGCGGGUCUCGCGGCCCCGAUCGCGACAGAGCCACCAGCCGCUGACCUGGCCGGCGACUCGACUGUCGAUGCCCCGGCGGGCGGCGAUGCGCCAGCCCCCGCGGAGGAUGCCGACAUCUCGAUUGACUAUGAUUUUGCCUCCGGGCAGGACAACUCUGCCACCAUCAUGGCACAUUACGGCGGCCGGCCGCAGAUGAUGCACCGGCGCAAUUCCCUCUAGAGUUGCACACUCCCGGGCUGGGACAAUCGCCCGGUCUGUUCCCCCCCCCCCCUCCCUCUCAACGCGUCUGUCUGUGUGUGGGUGACUGUCACUGGGCGGUCGGAGUGCCUUCCGCCUGCAUGUGCCGCUGCUGCUGAGUCAGGUGCAUCUCCCAGCGCGUUCUUGUUCCUCCUGUCCCGCUGGUUGUGUCGAUGUG
This is a messenger RNA of Fonticula alba, 5894 nucleotides long. RefSeq lists its product as hypothetical. The record is from RefSeq and is a predicted model, not a curated record. Lineage: Eukaryota; Rotosphaerida; Fonticulaceae. Gene Ontology annotation, cellular component: endoplasmic reticulum. The transcript is spliced from 14 exons. Gene Ontology annotation, biological process: lipid metabolic process. Gene Ontology annotation, molecular function: phosphatidylcholine lysophospholipase A1 activity. The coding region runs from base 32 to 5698 and encodes 1888 amino acids.